AAACUCUUAUCUCUCCACAACCAACACCCCACAAAUUCCCUCAACCUUCUUCUUCAUCUUCUUCUUCUCCAUCAUGAACAUCCAAUCAAGCUCGGAGUCACAGAUCAUCACUAUCGAUGUUGUAAAAGCUAACGACCUUCUUCGUAAUGGUGGCUACCGUUACCUUGACGUCAGGACUGAGGAAGAAUUCAAGAAAGGGCAUGUGGAUUUUGAUGAUGCUCUCAACAUUCCUUACAUGUUUAAUACAUCUCAAGGUAGGGUGAAGAAUCCCAACUUCAUGGAACAAGUGUUACCUGUAUGCACCAAGGAUGAUCAUCUAAUCGUCGGUUGUCAAUCUGGAGUUCGUUCUGUAUAUGCAACAACUGAUCUUCUCAAUGCAGGAUUCAAGCAUGUAUACAACAUGGGAGGUGGAUAUCUUGCAUGGGUAGAGAAUGGGCUGCCUGUGGUGCCACCCAAAUUGGGCCUCUAAUGUAACUCCUAUCUCAAAUUCUUAACCAUUGGAUUGGAUUGGAUGAUAAAAUGAUCAAAUAUGAUUAUUAAUUCA
Cynara cardunculus var. scolymus (artichoke) is the source of this 544-nucleotide messenger RNA. RefSeq names its product rhodanese-like domain-containing protein 17. The record is from RefSeq and is a predicted model, not a curated record. The coding region runs from base 74 to 469 and encodes 131 amino acids. Gene Ontology annotation, molecular function: catalytic activity. The transcript has 6 exons. Lineage: Eukaryota; Viridiplantae; Streptophyta; Magnoliopsida; Asterales; Asteraceae.